Trametes versicolor FP-101664 SS1 is the source of this 539-nucleotide messenger RNA. Its product is annotated as RING/U-box. Gene Ontology annotation, cellular component: nucleus; cullin-RING ubiquitin ligase complex. NCBI's taxonomy places the organism in Eukaryota, Fungi, Basidiomycota, Agaricomycetes, Polyporales, Polyporaceae. The record is from RefSeq and is a predicted model, not a curated record. Gene Ontology annotation, molecular function: ubiquitin protein ligase activity; cullin family protein binding; zinc ion binding. The transcript is spliced from 6 exons. The coding region runs from base 82 to 444 and encodes 120 amino acids. Gene Ontology annotation, biological process: protein ubiquitination; ubiquitin-dependent protein catabolic process.
GCAGGUUGCCUCCACACCAUCGCGGCAGCCCCAAACCCAGUGGCACGACUCGCUCUAUCCUACUAGACACGAAACACAGACAUGGCCGACGCUGCAGCGAUGGACGUGGACCCGCCCGCGGCGGCUGAGUCCACCGGCAAGGGCAAGACCAAGGACGACGGUAAGGGCGAGAAGAAGCGAUUCGAGGUCAAGAAGUGGAACGCCGUCUCCCUGUGGGCCUGGGAUAUCGUCGUCGAGAACUGCGCGAUCUGCAGGAACCACAUCAUGGAUCUCUGUAUCGAUUGCCAGGCGAACCAAGUCUCCGCUACCAGCGAGGAGUGCAACGCCGCCUGGGGUAUCUGUAACCACGCGUUCCACUUCCACUGCAUCUCGCGCUGGCUGAAAACGCGUAACGUCUGCCCGCUAGACAACAGAGAAUGGGAGCUGCAGAAGUACGGCCGUUAGAUCGCUAUCAAUCCCGUGUAUAUCAUGUCGCCGUCGCCUCGUCUCCGCAAUGUACAAUACGCUUUCGCCGUGUUAUGUUGAUUCCGUCAUGGUCC